GUUUAGCUCUUCCGGUUAGCUCGGGGAAGAUAGCGGACGAGCGGUCGAAGAAAAUACUGAUGUUUUUGUCUGAAUUCCUGGAAUAAUCGUUCAGGAACGAGCUGCUGUGAGGUUUCAAAGGUCCAACUUCUGGAGACGAAAAUGAUCCGCUUCAUCCUCAUUCAGAACCGAGCAGGGAAGACGCGACUGGCCAAAUGGUACAUGCAGUUCGACGAUGACGAGAAGCAGAAGUUGAUUGAGGAAGUUCACGCUGUGGUUACUGUCCGGGAUGCCAAACACACCAACUUUGUGGAGUUCAGGAACUUCAAGAUCAUUUACCGGCGUUAUGCUGGCCUGUACUUCUGUAUUUGUGUGGACGUGACGGAUAACAACCUGGCAUACCUCGAGGGAAUCCACAAUUUUGUUGAGGUGCUGAAUGAGUAUUUUCACAACGUGUGUGAACUGGACCUGGUGUUCAACUUCUAUAAGGUGUACACGGUGGUGGAUGAGAUGUUCCUCGCUGGAGAGAUCAGGGAGACCAGUCAGACCAAGGUCCUCAAGCAGCUCCUCAUGCUCCAGUCGCUCGAGUAGAAACAAGACAACCGUCCUCCCUACCUGCUCGGCGUUCUGCUGCCCUGGGACCUGCACCAACCUCCUGUUUCUCUGGAAAGGAUCCCCAUCAUUGUCUUUCAGGAGGAUUUUUUUUUUUUAAAUAGAAAUACACAAUAUUGUUUACAUAUGAUAUAUAAUGUAGAAGUUCAGUAAAUCUCUUUGUUAUGGCAGUCUAUGGCUACAUCCAUACUACUACGUUUUCUUUUGAAAAGCAUCAACUCUGCGAGUUCACACUAACAAUAAUUCACACUAGAGACUUUAAAACUGAGAAGUUAAGAAACGUUGCUGACUUUGUUUCAGCUCGAAAACUGCAUGGCGCGGGUUUGUCCUGACGGGCAUAAACACAGAUGUAUGGAAAAGGUGGUGAAGAAAGUCUGGCAGUUGCUGAUUGGGUCUCACAACGUAUCCUUCGCUUAUUCAUCAGACUCCUAUCGUGUUUUUCCUGCAAAUACUAGAACGCACAGGUCAGUGUACCUCAGUGGUCAAGAGAUUUCACGCAUGCUAGUAUAAGAUUAAACCUGAUAUGGAUCCGCUUGUGGGGGACAGGUGUGUAGGUCGUUUAUGUUUCAAAGUGGCAUUUGCCAACAGAAUCGUAGUAGUAUGGAUGCAGCCUCUGUUAAAAUACUUUUGUGUUGUAUUCUUGAUGAAGUCACUCGAUACAAAGGCUGUACAUUUCAACAUGUUGACAUUUCGUAUACCAUUUCAGUUACAGUCAGCUUUAUAUUGGGUUGCCUUGUCCUAACGCCAGAGGCAGCAGAAAUUAGUAAUUUCAUGUUGUUAGUAAUUGCAUUCAUCUCUAUUGAGUGUGGAAACACUGACAUAAAUCCAUCAGUGUGACACUGCUACCCCCUCUUCCCCCUCCUCCUCCUUCUGUCCUCCCUUUAUUAACCUCAACUUUCAUUUAAUGGCACUAUUAGAACUAACAAGCACCUGUAUGUGUAUAAAGAAGGUGUGUAAUGAUCGGAUGUUUGCAUUGAGAACUUAAAAUCACCGGGCAGCCGUCUCUAUGAAACCACGCAAGCAAAGACCUGGCAAGUGUUGCAAGUGUUGGACUCACCAAGGCUGCUCUGCGUUUUAAAUCUGGAUCACAGUAGAAAGCAAACUCCAACUAGAAAAGGCCCUUUAAAGCAAUCGACCCAGUGCGGCAAGUCCCUAAUUGACUGGAGUGUACUUAGGACGAGUACCAUUGUGACUGUGUUAUGACAACCUGGUGUUCUCACGGAUGAUGAGAAACGCAGUUAGUUAUGUUAACUCAAGAUGGCGUCUGUAAUCAUCUUAUGUGGUGCUCGUUGGUCACACUUAAAACGCAAAUGCACCCAGACGGAAUAAGACCCGGGCAAAGAGGAUAUUUUACACAAAGCAGAUUCUGUGACGCUUGCUUCGAUUGGUUUGUGCGUUCGCGUGUGUUGAAUAUUGUGAAAUGAACAGUCAUUCCAGUGAAACUCUUGAGUCUGAGCAGUAUUUACAUGUUUAAGAUCCAUACAACAAACUGGUUUUUAAAUUUCCUCAGAAGCUUCAUGAACUUGAAAUUGACACAAAAAAAAGGCCAAAACUUUGCUGGACUUCGAUGUUGAUGAAAUUCCUUUUCAUACUCUGAUUUAACAAGAUCCACUCAGAGAGGCAGUUUCAAGCGUCAUUGUUGUUUAACAAUUUGUUUAUUGUAUGGUUAAAUCUGGCAUUAUUACUGAAACAUGUUCUGCUUCCCUUCUCAUCCACAUGUGAGUUUAUUGGUGGAAAAUGUGUGCGUGUGUGUGUGUAUGUAUUGUCUCCAAUUCAACUACCCACAUCAAUAUGUCCCAUUAUAUGUAAAUAAACAGAUGAAGUGAUACAUGA
Molecule: messenger RNA, 2424 nt
Organism: Limanda limanda (common dab)
Lineage: Eukaryota; Metazoa; Chordata; Actinopteri; Pleuronectiformes; Pleuronectidae
Gene: ap2s1
Product: adaptor related protein complex 2 subunit sigma 1
Exons: 5
Coding region: 142-570 (142 amino acids)
Biological process (GO): clathrin-dependent endocytosis; intracellular protein transport
Cellular component (GO): intracellular membrane-bounded organelle; membrane coat; AP-2 adaptor complex
Molecular function (GO): clathrin-cargo adaptor activity
Source: RefSeq, a predicted model, not a curated record